AAGUUUUCAUACAUGAAACGCUACACUCAAAGUUGCGUUUUGACGCGGCUACUUCCGUGUAUGUUAGUAAACCUAGCUUUAAUUUAGUUGACAAAAACUGAACAAACAGGUUCUGGAAUUUUUAAUUUCCGUAGAUUUGCUAAAUAGACAUUAGCAGCUCGUCUAAUCCCAGUUCGUUAAUCCCGUCACACUUGGACACGGUUGGAGUUCGUCCAGGAGGAGGAGGAGUGUUUUACACUGUCGCCCGUGAAGUUACACACUUCGAGGACUCUGCGGCCGCACGCGCGUCGUAAACGCACACCGAGGAUUUAUUGCAUUUUUACCAGGAAGUAUGCGAGAUCAACCUGACGCAUUCAAGCGGAAACAUGGAGAAGUUGGAGUGCACCAACUAGUCUCUUGGCCUGCAUAAUGACACCCAAGUCCGGGCGUUUAAGGGCAUGAAAACUCGACCAAAGUUUGGCCAAAACCGCAAGGGAGCGACACGAUGGCAGUGUGCGGGAGAAGGAAUCGACCCAAGCUGCUUGUUCUGUUAGGAGUGACUUUAUUCGGGUAUUUAAUAUUCUUCAGACGCCACCCCGGGGAAGCUGGUGCUACAAACCGACGUGAAGAAACCCCCAGGAGGCGAGAAGUAGACAACGAAGAGCUGAAGAAGCCCGUCUACGAGAAGCCUCCCCUGGAUACGUAUGCCCUGGGAGAAAUGGGCAGAGCCGUGAAGCUGAAUCUGAACGAAGAGGAGAAGAAGAAAGAGCAGGAAAGUAUCGAUAGACACCAGAUCAACGUUUAUGUCAGCGACAAAGUGUCACUGCACCGCAGACUGCCCGAGAAAUGGAAUCCUCUAUGCAGAGAUCUCAAGUACGACUACAAGUCCUUGCCGACAACAUCUGUGGUGAUUGCUUUCUACAACGAGGCCUGGUCCACCCUGCUGAGGACCGUCCACAGUGUGCUAGAGACUUCCCCUGACAUCCUUCUCAAAGAGGUGGUGCUGGUGGAUGACUACAGUGACAGAGAUCAUUUGAAGGAGCCGUUGGAGAAAUACAUUUCAAGUUUGAGGAAGGUGCGUCUGGUCCGAGCCACAAAGCGGGAGGGCCUGGUGCGGGCUCGGCUGCUCGGGGCUUCGAUCGCCACGGGCGAUGUGCUGACGUUUUUGGACUGUCACUGCGAGUGCCACGAUGGUUGGUUAGAGCCUCUGCUCCACAGGAUCAAAGAGGAGCCGACGGCUGUGGUGUGUCCCGUCAUCGACGUGAUCGACUGGGACACUUUCCAGUAUCUGGGUAACUCCGGCGAACCUCAGAUCGGCGGUUUUGACUGGCGGCUGGUCUUUACUUGGCACGCUGUUCCAGAUUACGAGCAGAAACGUAGAAGCUCGCCCACCGACGUCAUCAGGUCUCCCACUAUGGCAGGAGGUCUAUUUUCCGUGGGAAAGGACUACUUCCAUUACCUGGGGACUUAUGACACGGGCAUGGAGGUGUGGGGAGGAGAAAACCUGGAGUUCUCCUUCAGGAUUUGGCAAUGCGGAGGCAGCUUGGAGAUCCACCCGUGCUCCCACGUGGGACACGUGUUCCCUAAAAAGGCCCCUUACUCACGAAGCAAAGCGCUGGCAAACAGCGUGAGGGCAGCAGAGGUCUGGAUGGAUGAAUACAAGGAGAUCUUCUACCACCGCAGCCCCCACGCACGACUGGAGGCGUUUGGAGACGUGACGGAGCGGAAGAUGCUCAAACAGAGGCUCGGAUGCAAGAACUUCAAAUGGUACCUGGAUAAUAUUUACCCAGACAUCUUUAUCCCACAGGAUCAGCCUGGAAUGUUUGGAAUGCUGAAGAACCGGGGGAAAACCAACUACUGCUUCGACUAUAAUCCCAUAGAUGAGAAUGCAAUCGUGGGCCAAAGGGUCAUCCUCUAUCCGUGCCACGGCAUGGGUCAGAACCAGUUUUUUGAACACACAUCAGAUGGUGAGAUCAGCUACAACACGCGAGCACCAGCUGGGUGCAUCGUGGGGGACAACGUGAGCACCUACCUGACUGUCCAGCUGUGCAAAAAGCGAGGACAGCCCGUUCCAUUGGACCAGAAAUUUAUCUUCCAAAAGGAUGGGACUCUGCUUCAUGUCCAGAGCCAGAAGUGUGUUGAAGCUGUGGAUAAGACGGACAACGGGACACCGGCCCCGUCGCUGCAGCGCUGCUCCGACAGCUUCCUCCAGAAGUGGUUUUUCGAGGAGAGGAUGUAAAGUCAUAAACUGCUCACUUUUAUUUUCCUCCUUAAGACCGAUAAUAUCCAGGAGAGGAUUGUGAGCAGAUUUAUUUGCUGGCUGGAUUUGAAAAUCCCAGAUGCCUUCUCAUCAUCAGGAUCAGCUGGGACGACUGGAACCUGUACUGUCUAAAAGCACUUGGUGGGGAAAAAUAAAUAUUCACUAGUUUACAACUUGAUGACUUGCUGUACAAUGUAGGAUAAUCUGCAUUUAUUAUUUCUUGUUUUUAUACAAAGAGAUUAAUUUAUUCCUCUUGUGCUUUUCUGAAGGGAAGUGCUGUUUGUCACCAGCUGGGCUCUCGUUGUAGUUGUGUUGUUUGUCCUGUAGAGGGGGCGAGCGCUCCUCAGACAGCGGGAUGGAUUCUCAGCAGUUCUGAUCAAGAACUGAUCUGAUGAGUCGAUGUUUGUUGCUUCGUGCCUUAAAGUCGUUAUCAUGUGACUCAUGAUGACGGGGAGACCCGCGGUCUCAGUAAGCCUGUUUACAUUCAUCUUAAGGGUGAAAUGAUAUUUAUAUUUAGAAUUUUUCUUUAUGCUUUUUCAAUUGAGUUCAAUUCAAAAAUACUUUAUUAAUCCCAGAGGGAAAUUGAUUUCUAACUUCCUUAAAUCAGGUUCAGCUUAUUUCACACAUUUUGGUUGAAAUGGGGUCAACUGGGUGUAUUUUAGGGUAGUUUAUUCUGUUAAAUCUGAGAGUCAGUGCCUUUUUGACUGUUUCAUGUAAUUCAUGUGUUUUCCUGCCACUUUAUUAGAUGAAGACGUCAGAGUUGUGACAAAGUACCUGCACUGGUGUGGGGUCUUUCCCUGGAGAGUGUACAUUUUCCUCUGGUGGGCUAAACUGGUGUGUGCAUCCCAGUUAGACGUCUGUAGAUGCCUCUGAACCGGGACUUCCGUUACUCGUGGCUGUCCCUCCGGCUAUGCAGCAGACGCUCGCUCCAGAGUGCUGCGAGGCCAUCUGGCUUCACGAUUGAUAUUUUUUUCUUGUUCUCUCUCACUUGAUUCCAAUUAUUUGUGUCAGAGGUGUUUCAGUGGAGGACUCCAGUCACGUGAGCACUCUUCUACACUCCUGGAGAAUUUUGAUAAUGGAGCUGAAUGAAUGAAGCUACUUGUGACCUCUUCUUUAAACCAUUAACCUCCUCGGACUCUGAGCCCGUCACUCCCAAAAGACCGCUGUUGGGAGCUAACGCUAAAAAGACCAUCAUGUUGAAAUUGAUUUUCAGUACUGAGCGUAUACUUCCAAGAGGACGGAUGAGUGGACGGAAUUUUGAAGAGGCACAGCUGGGGAUUGAGCGGGACGAGAAUUCCCUCGUUUGCCAAAAGUAAUCAAUGUGAGGAUUCCGCAGAUAACAUCUACAUGUUUGAGCCUACUUUACACGAGCCCAACGAAGCAGCAUUAGAUUGAUUAGUUUCCAUUAUGCACAACCACUUAGAGAUUUGUUGCUCCGUGUGCAGCUUUGGUAGACAGGACCAUGAGAUAGCUACGCUGAGACAAAGAGAUGCACGGAAGGAGCUCCAAGUCUGCUGAAAUAUGGCCAUAAUUACUGGGCUUCAGUUCCCUGUAGUGCAUAAGCGGGCUUUUUGUUGGGAUUAUAAGUCAUACAUUGCUAAGUGCUAAGUGAAGUGGACCAAAUGACCAUUGGGGACAAUAUCGGUCAUAAUAGGAGGGUAAAAGCAUCUAUCUCACUUUUUCAUCUUAGGUGUGUUCUUGCUUUGUCGUAUCUCUAAUUCCAUGCUGUAGUUCUUUUUUUAAAAUGCAGAGCAGUUCUGUUUACCUGUUUUGUCGCUAGAGGUGUGAAUCUUCACUUGUCUCCCGAUUCAAUUCGAUUACGAUUAUUGGGUCAACGAUUCGAUUCGAUAUCCCGAUGCAUCACGAUUAUUUCAUAUUGAUUUGUUUUCAUCGACAAAUAGAAGAUGUCAGAUAUUUGCUUUUUAUUAUUUAUUUUUCUAUCUAAAACGUAAUUGACACAACCUGCCAGCCCUCAAAAUCUCUCCAUCCACAACAGGUUAGGACAAAACAUUUAAACAUUUAAGAAGAUUUAACAAAGUAAAGCAAUCUGUUUCCUCGUUCAACACCACACCUCAGGCUGAGAAAAACACGCUUUGUAAAAACUCACAAAAUCUAAAAAAGUGCUGAAAACCUACAGGACACAUAAUGUAAUAAUAAAAUACAUAAUGGGUUCAUAUGUGAGUGUUUAAUGUCUCUGAGCAGCUCUAGAGUCAAAUAUUUAUGCCACAGUUGAAGGGUGUCAGAAAUAACACCAAAUGAAAUGUUUGACUUAGUUUAUUUUAUUUGAACCCAGUGGUUCGUUUCUGAAAUGUUGGAGAAUGAAUCAAGUUCUGUUUGAUGCAGAAAAUAAUACAACAUUAAACAAAUUCUACACUUCCAAUAAUA
This is a messenger RNA of Nothobranchius furzeri (turquoise killifish), 4624 nucleotides long. RefSeq names its product UDP-N-acetyl-alpha-D-galactosamine:polypeptide N-acetylgalactosaminyltransferase 12 (gene galnt12). Gene Ontology annotation, cellular component: Golgi apparatus. Gene Ontology annotation, molecular function: polypeptide N-acetylgalactosaminyltransferase activity. The record is from RefSeq and is a predicted model, not a curated record. Gene Ontology annotation, biological process: protein O-linked glycosylation. Lineage: Eukaryota; Metazoa; Chordata; Actinopteri; Cyprinodontiformes; Nothobranchiidae.